ACUGCUUCAUAGUAAGUUCUUGCACGUGCGAUUCAUUUGUUUGGAAUUAUUACCACAAUGAAUUUAAUCCGCGAUCAAAUAGAUUAUUCGAAAUGCAGAUUUUAAUCAUUGAAUCGAAGAUUUUUGCUUUUUAUGAUUUUAAUUUGUCUGUCAUCAUUUACAAUCAAGGUAAUUUAUUUGAAUGAAGGAAAAAUAUGGAUGAUACAGCUACAAAAGGCAGUCUUCCAGAUGGAUGGAUAGUGAAAGUGUCUAAGAAUUUUCCAGAUCGAGUAUAUUAUUUUAAUAUUUAUACUGGAUCUUCUACUUGGGAAUGUCCAAAAUUGGACCCUCCUGGAAGUAAUAAAAUCAAGAAAAUGAAGAGCUUAAAUAUUUUGAAUAAACAAGCCUCAAGUGGACACACUGUUGCUCAUACUGAAGCUAAAUCUCCAGAUCUUUCAUCAAAAAUUAAAGCAUUUUUAUUAGAUGCUAAGAGAGAAAGCCAGAAAAGAUCAGUAGAAAACGAUACACCCUCUAGUCCUUCAUUGCAUUCUAAAUUUCCCACUCCACCAACUGCAAUUGUGGCACCUGUUAUUUUAGAUAAAAAAGUAACUUCAGUGACAAAGAAAAAAAAGAAAAGGUCUAAAAAAAAGCCGAAUCUUGCUGCAUCAGAUGUGGCUGUAAGCCCAGCAACAGGUAGCCUGGCAGGAACUAUUUUACAAAGAAAAGAUUCUGAUGAUGCUACAAAAAAAGUGUCUUUUACUGUCAAGUCACAAAAUAAGAUUCCUAUUAGUAAGUCAGAAAGUACAAUUCUAUCAAAAUCAAAAAAGUUUACUCCUGUAUUUAAGAAAAAAGAGUCUCUUGUUAUUUCGGUACCUACUGCUGCAAAACCAGGUAACCCCAUUAGUCGAGGAAUGCGUUGUGUGACUCUUGAUAAAAACAAGCCUUUAUUAUCUUCGACAGACAAAAAAGGCGAUACAAAAGGAAAGGAGACUUUAAGCUUACAUCAUAAAUUUCCUUCUGCAAGAUCAGAAAAAGAAAAACUUAAUGUACUGGAUGGCUGUAAAGUUGACAAACAGUAUAAAUUGCCAAGUCAGAGUCAGCUUAAUGAAAAUAUUAAAAGGAAAUCUGCUGUGCUGAAUACAAAUUCAGGUGAAGAUCUUUCAACCAGUAAAUCUAAGUCAUUGUAUGAAUCUGAUGGUGAAAUAAGUGAAAUGGAUUGUGAGAUGAAUUCUGAUUGUGAAGAAUCGACUCUUAAAGUAUCUCCUACUGAAGUAAAUAUUGGGGCAUCAACAUCCAGAAUCAGUGAUCAAGAUUCAUUUGAUGAUAUUGAAAUGCUUGAUAUGUCUUCCAGUGACUUAGUCAGAAUAGAUGAUAUGUUUGGAUUUGCAUUUCAAGGAUCUUUGAUGGAGAGGCACUUUAUUGUUGUAGAUACUAAUAUCUUUAUUAGUGAACUUUCAUAUAUUAAAGAAAUGAAGGACACUCCAGUAAAUGGUUGUGGCCCUCCCCAUUUUAUCAUACCAUGGGUUGUAUUUCAAGAACUUGAUAGUUUAAAGAAAAAUGGAGCAAGGCCGAAGGCUGGAGUUUCUAAAGAUAUUAAGAUACGAAAGACUUAUGAUGUUAUGAAAUCUUCAGGAGAGGCUAUACGUUACUUGAAUACAUUACUAAAAGCCAAACAUCCACGAUUUCAUUUCCAACAUCCAGAUGAGGCAAAGAACUGCCGGAAAGAUUUUAGUAGAAAUAAUGAUGAUCAACUGUUGGAAUGUUGCUUAAAGCUACAAGAAAGAAUGCCUAAAGAGAAAGUGAUUUUACUCACCAAUGACAAAAAUUUGGCAAACAAGGCAAUGGUCUGCGAUAUAGUUGUGCAUGACAAGAUGUCUUUAUUGAAUACUCUGAAGUCUGAUUUAGUAAUUAAUGAAAAUCUACCAAAGAAUCUACCCAAUCCUACAUAUGUUCCAGACCAUUCCAAGGUUUUGGUUGAACAGAAAUCUCUGGAACAGAAGUACGGGGCAAUUCAUAAAAAGUGUGAAUUGGAAAUUGAUGCUCAUAUGUCAGAAGCAAGACAGCUAUUAAUAGAAGUCUUGGAUCCCUUAUUUGAAAAAGAAAUGGAUAUAGCAUAUGGAGAUGCAUGGCAUUUCUUCCCAGUUGAAAGGCAUACUUUGAAAGGAAUUCUUUAUGGAAUUGUAAGAUAUUGGAGAACUGUUUUUACAUUUUUAUUCUCGAGAGAAGAUCAAGGGAAAUUUGAAAUGCUUCAAGAAAAAGUAAAACGUCCAGAAGGCUUCUUGGGAGAACGAGAGGAAUGCUUAAACAUUUUAAAGACAAUUGAAGACCUGUUCAUUAUUAUUAAAAGAAAAUGGUCGGACAUUCAAGUUCCUGUUGCAGAAGUUCGAAAGAUUAAAGAAUUGACCGAAGAAUCAUUUUCUAACCUGAGUGAAAGUGAAAAAAAUUUAAUAAACAUUGAAAAUGCAAUAAAGCAGUCAGAAAUGAGCUGUUGUAUUGAGGUUUUCAACCAUAACUGGACAGUUAUAAAUCAUCUGUGUGGAUGUACUUUGGAUUUCUGUGGUAUACCUCAUGACCUUGUAUAUGAUAAGAGUGUUCCAUUUCCUCCUAAAUCUGAAUUUAUUCGUAUCAUGCCAAAAUUACAAACAUCUUUGAGUCGAUUGAAAGAUGUCAUGGAAAGAAUGCUUCUUGUUGUUAAAUCAUCGUCAACAAAUGGUUCUGUUUUUAAAGAUUUGCACAAGAUCUUAAAGGAACUUGUUCCAUCAUUGAAUAUUCAGGUUGAAAGGAUAAGUGUUCAACACUUUUCAGCAAAGGUUGUUGAAAGAUUUUGUCGCUUACCUGAAAACAGACCAAGAAUAGAAGAAGGAUACAAACAGUUACUUAAUUUCCAUGAGAAACUUGGGAAUGCACUUCAUGUUUUGUUGACAGAAAAAUAAACAAUUUGAACAAAAAAAAAAAAAAAAAAAGACUUAUAGUGUAGUACACUGUAGUGCUUAGCACUUGUUUGGACAUGUUUAAUUGGAACAAGUUAAAAACAUAUUUUAAUGUUGCAUUCAUUGCUCAUUUUAAAUGUACUUUAUUGAAAUUCAAAAGCAGGUUUCUUAAUUUUUUUUCUAUGUGUACAUAUUUUAAAAUCUGUAUAAAAUUUCAUCGCUAUGUCUCUUGAGCUUUGGGCAGAAAAAUAGUCUUUAAGUAUAUUUGUCAAAAUUAUUUUGAACUUAAUUCACAGUGAAUUUAAAAUAAAGAAGCUGGAAUUGUCUUGCCAUUUAUUUUGUCACAAUUACAUGUCAAAUUGUGUAGAAAAAUUACAUAUUAAUUAGGAAGAAGAAAAAAAAAUCAGGAAGGAAAAACAUUUAGUUCUUGGCAAUCAGAAAAUAUGAAAGAUUUUAUAAGAAGUCCCAUACUUUUGAAAGGAAAAUGAACAGUUUCCUUAUAAAUGAAAUUAUACAUUUCCAUACUUUCUAUUAUGAAUACUUUUGUAUUAUGAAUUUCUCAUUUCCAUUCUAAUGAAAUGAUAUUUUUUAAUAAUAUAAUCAACCAUGACUCAUUUCUGUUAUGUUGUCA
Argiope bruennichi is the source of this 3540-nucleotide messenger RNA. RefSeq names its product transcriptional protein SWT1-like (gene Swt1). NCBI's taxonomy places the organism in Eukaryota, Metazoa, Arthropoda, Arachnida, Araneae, Araneidae. Gene Ontology annotation, molecular function: protein binding. Bases 195 to 2912 code for a protein of 905 amino acids. The record is from RefSeq and is a predicted model, not a curated record. The transcript has 22 exons. Gene Ontology annotation, cellular component: nucleus.